GUGAAUAUUUGGUCCAGAACUGGGGACAGUAGAAAGAACACCAGCGUUGGAAUCAGUUCAGACCUGUGUCUGCCACAUAGCUGAAAUCUCGAGCAACUCCUUCAGUCUGACAUGGCAGAAAAACCAAUGCGUAUGUCCACACAAAUACCCGAUGAUGAAGAUAUACAAAAAGAAGAUAAUAUCCGUUGUUUAACUACGCUUGGUCAUUUUGGUUUUGAUUGUUUGCCUCAACAACUGGUGAACAAAUCUGUUCAACAAGGGUUCUUUUUUAAUAUUCUCUGUGUGGGGGAAACUGGGAUUGGAAAAUCAACAUUGAUCGACACACUGUUCAAUACUAACUUGAAAGACAAAAAAUCCUCACAUUUUUGCCCAAAUGUUGGACUUAAAAUUCAGACAUAUGAACUUCAGGAAAGCAAUAUUCAAUUGAACUUAACUGUUGUGGAAACAGUGGGGUAUGGUGAUCAAAUAAACAAGGCAGGCAGCUACCAGCUAAUAGGUGACUACAUAGAUGCUCAGUUUGAGUCCUAUCUUCAAGAAGAAUUGAAAAUUAAGCGUUCCUUUGUUGACUACCAUGAUUCCCGUAUCCACGUGUGCCUUUACUUCAUUUCACCUACAGGACAUUCUCUGAAACCCCUUGAUCUAUUAACCAUGAAGAACAUUGACAGUAAGGUGAACAUUAUACCACUGAUUGCCAAAGCAGAUACAAUUUCUAAAAAUGAUUUACAGAAAUUUAAGUGUAAGAUAAUGAGUGAAUUGAUUAGUAAUGGCAUCCAGAUAUACCAGUUCCCAACAGAUGAUGAAGCUACCAUGGACGUGGACACCUCAAUGAAUGAACAUUUACCUUUUGCUGUAGUAGGAAGUACAGAUGAAGUGAAAGUUGGAAAAAGAAUGGUCAGAGGCCGUCAGUACCCUUGGGGAGUUUUACAAGUGGAAAAUGAAAAUCACUGUGACUUUGUUAAGCUCCGGGAUGUGCUUUUUUGUACAAACAUGGAAGACUUGAAAGAACAAACCCACACUUGGCACUAUGAACGUUAUAGGUGCAGCAAACUUCAGAAAAUGGGAUUUACUGAUGUGGAUCCAGACAACCAGCCAGUAAGUUUUCAAGAGAUCUAUGAAGCCAAAAGGCAGGAUUUCUUGGAUCAAUGUCAGAGGGAAGAAGAAAAGUUGAAACAGAAGUUUGUGCAGAGAGUAAAGCAGAAAGAAACAGCAUUUAAAGAAGCUGAAAAAGAGCUACAGGACAAGUUUGAGCAUCUUAAGAGGGUCCAACAAGAGGAGACAAUGAAACUUGAGGAGGAGAGAAGACAAUUGGAAGAAGAAAUAAUGGAUUUUUAUAAAAUGAAGGCUGCCUCUGGAACAUUGCAGACUCAGGAGUGUACCAGUAUAAGGAAGGACAAAGAUCGUAAGAAAUAAUCCUCUCUUACCAUCUGUGUGUCAUGGAGCCCUAUCACUCUCAAUCCCAUCUUCCUGUGAGAUUUUUCUCAUAGCACUAAUUCUGAUUGAAGUUAUACUAAGUUUUAAAAUCUGUUUGCUUAUUGUAUGUUUUCUCCAACUAGAAUGUGAACUCCUUGGGAGUAGGUACCUUGACCAUCUUGUUAAAUGUUCUGUCCUCAGUGUUUAGAACAAGAGUAGCACAGAAUUAGCAGUCAAUAAAUAUUUGCUAAAAUGAAAGAAAAUCAAAGAAUUAUAUAGCACA
Molecule: messenger RNA, 1693 nt
Organism: Lagenorhynchus albirostris (white-beaked dolphin)
Lineage: Eukaryota; Metazoa; Chordata; Mammalia; Artiodactyla; Delphinidae
Gene: SEPTIN14
Product: septin 14
Exons: 10
Coding region: 112-1410 (432 amino acids)
Biological process (GO): cytoskeleton-dependent cytokinesis
Cellular component (GO): cell division site; microtubule cytoskeleton; septin complex
Molecular function (GO): GTP binding; molecular adaptor activity; GTPase activity
Source: RefSeq, a predicted model, not a curated record